Messenger RNA from Spirodela intermedia, 1476 nucleotides. Lineage: Eukaryota; Viridiplantae; Streptophyta; Magnoliopsida; Alismatales; Araceae. The record is from the annotation of a GenBank genome assembly.
AUGGAGCUGAGGAGGUCGAAGUUCGGAAGGAUCUGCGUCUUCUGUGGCAGCAGCUCGGGGAAGAAGAGCAGCUACUCGGAGGCAGCGGCGGCGCUGGGGAAGGAACUGGUACGGUGUGGCUUCUUGUUUCGCCUAUUUGUCGGAGGGUUUCCUCCUAAGCUAUGGGGGCGUGGUAUCCUUCACCUUCCGCCCAUCUCCAGCUCCCGGACAAUUAACCCAUCCCCGCCUGCUUGUUCGGGUCCCGUCUACACCUGCAGGUGGAGAGAAGGAUCAAUCUGGUCUACGGAGGAGGAAGUAUUGGCUUGAUGGGAGACGUCGCGAAGGUCGUCAGCGACGGCGGUUGCCAUGUCUUGGGGUCAUCUCUUCUCUCUCUCUCUCUCUCCCUCUCUCUCUCUCUCUCUCUCUCUCUCUCUCUCUCUCUCUCUCUCUCUCUCUCUCUCUCUCUCUCUCUCUCUCUCUCUCUCUCUCUCUCUCUCCCUCGAUAUAUAUAUAUAUAUAUAUAUAUCUGUGUGUGGAGCAUUUUGGGAGGCUGAAACCCUCUCCCUCCCACAGAAAGACGGAUGCACCUUUGCCUCAUCCGACAACCAUUCUCUAGAAAUCAGCGUUGACUUUUGACUGAAUCUUUCGAUCCAUAAAUUUGCAGUGUCAUUCCCAGGACGUUAAUGCAGGAGAAAGUAAGUCCUUCAGACCUAGCAUUCCAUAUGUUAACCGUAAGAGGAAGGAAAUCAGUUCAAAUGUGAGAGGGCUCCUGCGUGAAAAUCUGCAGCUGACUGGGGUAGCUGUCGGCGACGUGCAAGUGGUCUCCGACAUGCACGAGAGGAAGGCGGAGAUGGCGAAGCAGGCUGACGCCUUCAUCGCCCUGCCUGGUACUUUAAAUCUCGAUCUCCCAACGCCUCUUAUUUUCUUCGUAAUUCGCGUGUUCUUACUGUUGUCACCCUUUCCGAAUCACCCAGGAGGCUAUGGAACUCUCGAGGAACUGCUGGAAGUCAUCACUUGGGCUCAGCUCGGGAUCCAUAACAAGCCCGUGAGCACCUCUCUCUCUUACACACACACACAUCGAAUGCACUUUUAUCUCUCAUCUGGCGGGUUUCCUUCCAGUCGGAAGCGGCGGCGAUAACCUUGUCGUAUGCUUCUGGCAGGUGGGUCUUCUGAACGUCGACGGCUAUUACAACAUCCUGUUGUCGUUCAUCGACAAGGCUGUGGACGAGGGGUUCAUCUCCUUCUCCGCCCGCCGGAUCAUCGUCUCUGCCACCACUGCUUCGGAGCUGAUCAGAGAGCUGGAGGUAUCCUCGUCUCCGUUCGACUGUAGAAAUAUGAAGCUCUACCCUAUCUCCUCUAGAAGGGGCUGAUCCGUCGGUAAUAUUCCUCCAGGAGUAUAUCCCCCAGCACGACGAGGUGGUGGCAAAGUUGAUAUGGGAGGUGGACCCCAGGAGCUACUACACGCCGGAGCCGGAGCCCAUGGCCUCCGCCUCCUGA